CAGAGACAUGUAACACAUCACUUUCUCGCCCACUCAUUUGGUUUGCGGACGACUUGAUCAGGCCUCUUCGGCUCCCGAGCACGAAUUCUGCCACAUUCACGAACCGGCGCCCUCCCGCACGACCGAGAUGAAGCUCAUCCGCCAGAACAUUAUCGAGAAAGAUGGCUCCGGAAGUGCAACUCUCAAGCCAGAAGAGCCCGAGGACAUGUGGCAUUGCUAUAACCUCAUACGUCCCACCGACCGCCUACAUGCCUCCGCUAUUCGCAAGAUAUCAUCCGAGACAGCGACGGGCAGCACGAGGAACGAACGUGUGCACAUGCACCUGACGAUCAAAGUCACGAAACUUGAUUUCGAUCCGCAGGCUGGGCAAUUACACGUAUCGGGACAAGUGGCAGAAGAGAACAAAUGGGUCAAGCUGGGUAGUUUUCACACCCUCGAUCUCGAGCUGCAACGAGACUUCACAUUGGAAAAGGAGGACGGUUGGGACAGCAUCGCGCUCGACACUCUUCGAGAAGCUCUUGACCAGACCAAGACUGCCGUUCUUUGGGCUGUAGUCAUGUCCGAAGGCCUCGCCAACAUUUGUCUCAUAACCGAGCACCAAACGAUCCUACGGCAGAAAAUCGAAAAGUCCCUCCCUCGAAAACGGCAGGGCUCCAGCGACCACGAAAAGUCUCUCCAGUCCUUCUUCAAAGAAACGUUCGAUUCAGUCCUUCGACAAAUGGACAUCUCAUCUUCAAAAGACCCUCUCCCUCUUCUCCUCGCCAGUCCAGGUUUCACAGCGUCUAGCUUCCACUCCUACAUCAAAGAGCAAGCCUCAGCGUCUGCCGGGAGUAACAAACCUCUUCUUGCGCUAAUACCUAAGAUCACUGUUGCGCAUUCUGCAUCGGGCCAUCUACACUCCCUCCACCAAGUGCUCUCUUCGCCCGCCGUAACAUCCCAACUCAGCGAAACGAAAUUCCUUCGCGAAACACAACUGAUGGAAAAGUUCUUCACAUUGAUGAGACAGGACGAUCCCAGGGCGUGGUACGGACCGCGAGAAUGCGUUAAAGCUGUUGAGCGAGGAGCUGUGGGGAAAGGCGGCGGUGUGUUACUCAUCUCCAAUGCGCUAUUCCGGAGUCAAGAGGUGGAUACAAGGAGGAAGUGGGUUGGGGUUGUGGAUGAAGUGAAAGAGCAGGGCGGAGAGGUCAGGGUAUUGAGCAGUAUGCAUGAGAGCGGGAAAAGACUAGAAGGUCUGGGCGGCAUUGCGGCGAUUCUGACAUUCCCGAUUGAGGAUCUGGACGAAGGGGAAGAUUUCGAUGAUGGCGGGUUUGAUUUGGAAGGGGAUGAGGAGUUCGUCAAUGGGAAUGGGCAGCAUGAUGAGGAGAUCGACUUCUUAUGAUGAACAUGGCAUGAUGUUUGACGAUGAUUACGACAUUGCAUGGAAAAUCGAAUGGGCCAUAGAUACCAGAGACAUCUACAGUGUGUACAUCUCUUCUGAGUCCCC
Molecule: messenger RNA, 1483 nt
Organism: Cercospora beticola
Lineage: Eukaryota; Fungi; Ascomycota; Dothideomycetes; Mycosphaerellales; Mycosphaerellaceae
Biological process (GO): nuclear-transcribed mRNA catabolic process, non-stop decay; nonfunctional rRNA decay; nuclear-transcribed mRNA catabolic process, no-go decay
Cellular component (GO): cytoplasm
Source: RefSeq, a predicted model, not a curated record